Closterium sp. NIES-65 is the source of this 954-nucleotide messenger RNA. The record is from the annotation of a GenBank genome assembly. NCBI's taxonomy places the organism in Eukaryota, Viridiplantae, Streptophyta, Zygnematophyceae, Desmidiales, Closteriaceae.
AUGGGACAUCUUCGUCUUCGCGUCACUCUUCCCGCGGCUCUCGUCUGCGUGUUGGCGCUCAUAGCCGCAGCGGCAGCAGCCAAAGAUCUCUAUUCUGUGCUGGGAGUGGAGCGGGGCGCCAGCGACAAGGACAUCCGCAAGGCCUUCUACAAGUUAUCGCUCAAGUACCACCCUGAUAAGAACCCCUCCAAGUCAGCCAAGACCAAAUUCAUGGAGAUCUCUCACGCGUACGACGUGCUGUCGGAUCCGGACAAGCGCAGGCAGUACGAUCUCAUGGGGGACCCCUCCGACCCGCCAUCCUCCGCGCACUCCGCGCACUCCUCCAGUUGGCGCGCCAAGGCGGGGGGGCAGCACCAGUGGCAGGGCGGGCCAGGCUUCAGUGGCUUCAGGUGGGGUGAAGGCGCGGGGGCGGGAGGAGGAAAAGGGAGCAGUGGAGGGAACGCGUACACGUAUCGCUUCUCCUCUGGCAAUGGUGCGGGUGCAGGAGGCACAAGUGGCAAGUCGUCGUCCUUCUCCUUCUCCUCCUCCGGUGCUUCCCCCUUCUCAUUCGCCUCCUCUGGCUCCUCCGCUCCCAACGUUGAGGAGCUGCUUGCAUCCUUCGGCAUGGGGGGUAUGGGAGGAAUGGGUGGUAUGGGGGGCAUGGGCGGCAUGGGUGGCAUGGGAAAACAAUUUGGCAAGGCGUUUUCGUCGUCCAAGUCACGCAGUGGCAAGAAGCAUGGUGGAGCGCCGAGCAUGGAGGAGCUGCUGGCGGGCUUCAUGGGUGGCGCUGCUGGCGGUGGCCCCUGGCACGGUGUAAAGCAGCGCAGCAAGGCGUCUGCUGGCGGGUACAGCGGAGGCCAAGGAUUCAAGUCCUCAAGCUCGUCCAGCAAGGCCCGCACAGCCAACCAGAGGGCCAAGACAGCGGGUUCAACUGGGGGUGGAAUGAAGGGUCAGAAGAAGGCUUAUAGAAGAUAA